This is a messenger RNA of Papaver somniferum (opium poppy), 1290 nucleotides long. Its product is annotated as F-box/kelch-repeat protein At3g06240-like. NCBI's taxonomy places the organism in Eukaryota, Viridiplantae, Streptophyta, Magnoliopsida, Ranunculales, Papaveraceae. The record is from RefSeq and is a predicted model, not a curated record. The transcript is spliced from 2 exons. Bases 1 to 1290 code for a protein of 429 amino acids. Gene Ontology annotation, molecular function: protein binding.
AUGACGAAUCUAUGUCAGGAUAUCGUAUUAAGCAUCGUUUUUAGGUUGCCUGUGAAGUCGAUUUUACGGUUCAGGUGUGUAUCCAAAAACUGGUGCAAGUUAUUGAAAGACCCUGGUUUUGUUAAAAAACACCUAAAUCAUGCAAUUGAAAUGAAUAAAUUCAGUUUAAUGAUACACCCAGAAGGUGAUUUUCAUAAAAACACCUACACUUUAGCUUAUGAUCACUCUUCAUCUACAUUAAGUAACUGUGUUGAUAUAAGUUAUCCUCGUGGAGGUUACUUUUGGGGAGCUUGCAAUGGCCUGAUUUGUUUAACCACCACUUGUGAGAGUUAUAUGGUCUUCCUUUGGAAUCCAGCUACUAAGGAGUUUAAGGAACUACCUGUACCAAUUAGGUCAGAGGAUCGAUUUAGUUACACUUAUCAUGGAUUUGGUUAUGAUAAUAAGAUUGAUGAUUUUAAGGUUAUAAGCUUUUUGGUGUUCCAGGAGGAACCUCAUUGUGAAGUUCAUUUAUAUACAUUAAAAUCUAACUCAUGGAGAAAGCUUGAGACUAUACCUUACGACACUUAUCCAGAUCAACUUGAUAUAGCUCAAGUAAGUGUUAAUGGAGCUAUGCAUUGGUUAGCAAAAACUGGCUCUGACACCCGCAAACUCAUUGUCUCUUUUGAUUUUAAGGAUGACAGAUUCAAUAUGAUGCCCCUACCCAGCUUUUUAGCUGAAUAUGGACUUUGUGGAACAAAUUUAUGUUCGUUGGGAGGGUCUCUUUGCUUACAUGGUUCUACCCGGUGUGAUGGAAUUGAUGUAUGGGAGAUGAAGGAGUAUGGAGUGACUGAUUCUUGGACUAAACUAUUCUCCAUUAACCAAGAAACUAUCUGUCGGUUCUCUGAGUUGGUUCCACUUCUAUUAGUCAAGAAUGGCGAGGUUUUACUAGGAUAUGACAUUGAUAUUGGUUUUCAUCUAGAUUUGUAUGACCUAAAGCGUGGAAACUCCAUAAAUCUCAAGGCUCAUGCUAACCGGAUCGAGUAUGCUGCUACCACUUUUGUCUAUGUGGAGAGCCUUGUAACCCUUAAUUCGGGUACUUAUGUUGAGCUACCAGAAAUAGAAGACCCUAAAGCUAACGCAAGAAAAAUAGAUCUGGAUAGCCUCACUUCAAGUGCUCAUGGUGGGGGAGUAGAUGGAGGAGACUCGGAAGAUGAUGAUGACUCAGAGGAAGAAGAGGAAGAAGAGGAAGAGAUCGCAGAAGGACUUCCUACAAGUCCAAAAUCAGUUGAUGAAUCUACGGAAACCAAAUAA